AUGCUAAGAAAUGCUAAGAAAGAGGUCAAAAUGUUUAAGAUCUUGUUCUGGAGUCUUCUAUUGACUUUCUCUGGAAGUCAAGCCUCACAACACGUGGCUCAAAGAAAUACUGAAUUUGCAGUGGAUCUUUAUCGAGCUAUUUGUUCAUCUCAUGAGAACAACAUUAUAUUUUCCCCACUUGGAACGGUGUUGGCUCUUGGAAUGGUACAACUGGGAGCCAAAGGAAAAGCACAGCAGCAAAUAAGACAAGCAUUAAAAUUCCAGGAAACCUCAACUGGAGAAGAAUUUUCUGUGCUGAAGUCAUUUUUCUCUGCCAUCUCAGAGAAAAAACAAGAAUUUACAUUUAAUCUUGCCAAUGCCCUCUACCUUCAAGAAGGAUUCACUGUGAAAGAACAGUAUCUCCAUGGCAACAAGGAAUUUUUUCAGAGUGCCAUAAAAGUGGUGGAUUUCCAGGAUACAGAAGCUUGUGCUGAGACAAUAAGUGCCUGGGUGCAGAGCAAAACAGAUGGAAAAAUUAAAAACAUGUUUUCAGGGAAAGAAUUUGGCCCUCUGACUCGGCUUGUCCUGGUGAAUGCUAUUUAUUUCAAGGGGGAUUGGAAACAAAAAUUCAGAAAAGAGGAUGCACAACUGAUGAAUUUCACUAAGAAAGAUGGUGCAACAGUCCAAGUUCCAAUGAUGAAAGCUCUUUUGAGAACAAAAUACGGUUAUUUUUCUGAAUCCUCCAUGAACUACCAGGUUUUGGAAUUACCUUACAAAGGUGACGAGUUUAGUUUAAUCAUUAUACUUCCUGCAGAAGAGGUGAACAUAGAAAAAAUGGAAAAACUAAUUACCGUUCAUCAAAUCUUGAAAUGGUUCUCUGAGAUGCAAGAAGAGGAAGUGGAAAUAAGCCUCCCUAGAUUUAAAGUAGAACAAAAAAUAGAUUUCAAAGAAGCUUUGUAUUCUUUGAACAUUACUGAAAUCUUUAGUGGUGGCUGUGACCUUUCUGGAAUAACAGAUUCCUCUGAGGUGUAUGUUUCCCAGGUCAUGCAGCAAGUUUUCUUUGAGAUAAACGAAGACGGCAGUGAAGCUGCAGCAUCUACUGGAAUACACAUGCCUGUGAUCAUGAGCCUGGCCAGAAACCAAUUUACAGCAAACCAUCCGUUUCUCUUUAUUAUGAAGAAUAAUCCAACAGAUUCAAUUUUAUUUAUGGGACGAGUGACAAAUCCUUACACCCAGAACGUGAAGGGAAGAGAUUUAGAUUCACUCUGAAUAAAAUGCACAGAUGAUAAGGUGAUUGAUUACUAAAAAAUCAUUGAUUGGCAAUAUCAUCAUCUUGCAAAUAUAUUCUAUGUACCUUUUUCUGUUUUAAACUGUGCCUUGUCAAUCUUUAGCAA
Artibeus jamaicensis (Jamaican fruit-eating bat) is the source of this 1373-nucleotide messenger RNA. RefSeq names its product serpin family I member 2 (gene SERPINI2). The coding region runs from base 1 to 1248 and encodes 415 amino acids. Lineage: Eukaryota; Metazoa; Chordata; Mammalia; Chiroptera; Phyllostomidae. The transcript has 9 exons. Gene Ontology annotation, molecular function: serine-type endopeptidase inhibitor activity. The record is from RefSeq and is a predicted model, not a curated record. Gene Ontology annotation, biological process: negative regulation of endopeptidase activity.